ACAUUCCAUUACUUUAGUGGAAUCGAUUAGCACAAUCAAUCGUUGGAAUCAAUUGUCACAAUCGGAUGGAUCAAUUACCACUUGACCCUAACUGGCAAGGCUAUGAAAUUGCAGUCUAAAAUACACUUUGUUUGUACACUAGCAUAACAAAUUGAAAAUAACAAAUUCUGAUUGCCACUGAUAUUUUGUAUAACAAACAUCAAAUGUGCACAGGAUCAGUUUCAAUCAUGUACAAAGUAGCUGUCAGCUAUAGCCAAGCCAAUGCAUGAUUGAGAAGGUACAUGCAUGAGAGUUGUAUAUUUUCAGUAAUUGUUACAGAUGCUUCUCCCUCUUCUACUCUCCCUGGCUCUUACCUCACCUGCCAACUGCUGGACCAAUGGAACGACUGUCGAGUAUUGGGUGAGACCAGACACAAUGUCGGAGUGCCCCCACUCCAUACCACAACACCAGUGUGUCACUAUAACAGAUCUGGUGACUAAUUCGACAGACACAAGCAUCAAUGGUGGUAUGAGCAUCAAUGUCUUCUUCUUAGCUGGGACUCAUGUUUCAAAAACUAAAGGUUGGAUUGUUGUCGGAAAUCCUUAUACAGAUGGGAAUGUGUCAGCAAAUUUUACAACAGAUAGACAAAACCAACAAAAGGUAAUAAUAGUUGAUUGUGAGUCAGGUUCCCCAAUAAGCUUUGUAUUUCUUCAACUUCAAGCUUUAAGUUUGAAAAGUAUUAAACUACAAAAUUGUGGCUUUAAAGUAUCAUUCAAGAAACAGUUUAAUGGUAUGAAGUAUCUGAAUGAAAGCAUAUCAUCAGUACUGAUCGUAAACGUACCAAAGCUGCUAGUUGCUGACAUCACUAUCACUAGCAGUAGAGGAGCUGGCAUGAUCAUUAUUCUAACAGACUGCCACAAUAGCAACAUGGUAAUGCUAAACGAAAUCGUUAUAAACGGUAGCAAGCACACUGGAAAUACUAUGUUUGGAGGCAACUUGCAUUUAAUGAUGUUUAGUGUGUUACAAGAAAAUACACUUCGAAAACACACAAAUAUCUUAAUAGCAAAUUCUAUAUUCUUGAAUGGAAUCGGUUUGUGUUCACCAAGACCUACAGAAUUCGAAUGUUCGUCUGGUGGUCUAACAUUUCUUCUGACACAGGAAAACUUUCCUGGUAUAACUAUAGUGAUUAACAGAUGCAAAUUUAUCAACAAUAAAGCUCAAAGUGGUGGUGGGGUCAAAUUGUCAGGUCAAUUGAGACAGAACACUCGCAUUCAUAUCAAAGAAUCAAUAUUUUCAAGGAAUACAGCCAUAUUAAACGGUGGUGGCAUUGCAAUGGUAAUAAAUAAUUUCAGAUCAAGUUUGAAAAUAUCUGAAUCCGUGUUCAGUUAUAACACAGCUGAAUUUAAUGGUGGUGCAACAUACACUUCAUUACGUACACAUUUUUCUUACAACAAAUGCACUUUCAUAGGCAAUGAAGCUAGAUUUGGAGCAGCUGUCUAUUCAAACCAAUGCUAUCCAGCAAUAACCAAUUGUACAUUUAAACAUAACACAUGCAGAAUAAAUACAGCUCUAACAGACAUGGAGAUUGAUGAAACUGGUACUAUUGAUGUCAGAGAAGGAAUAUCUCUACUCAUAGAAAAUGUAAAAAUUACGAACAAUGAUUGUAGGGGCAUUUAUCUUUAUGAAACAGGAUUAAAUCUGUUUGGAAAAAGCCUACUUAAAGGUAACCAUGCUCGGCAAUCAGAUGGUGGGGCUAUACUGUUUGAUUGUUUAGUCUCUUUUACAACUUUUGCUGUAUUUUAUACUGAAUCAAAUGCUACCCUUAGUAUAAUAAAUAACACAGCAGAUGGUUAUGGUGGCGGUGUUGCAAUUCGUCGUAAUUGUGGCGGAACUGGAAUCUGUUUCUUUAAAAUUGAACCACCAACAAACAAAAUAACAAUUAGUAUGAAACACAACCUAGCAACGAAAGGAGGUGAUGCAAUUUAUGGAGGAGACCUAGAAUACUGCAAUUUAUGGGAUAUACUCGAUAUCACAGAGAGAAAUACAUCAUCAGCUGUUUCCUCUCUUCCGUACCAGGUCUGUAUUUGCUCUGAUGACUUCCCACAAAAACACACUUGUUCACACUCCAUGCAAUUACACGCUUAUCCAGGACAAAGGUUCCAAGUUCCACUAGUUUGUGUUGGCCAGUACAACUAUUCCUCUCCUUGCAAACUACAAGCACAUUUAGAGAUAACAAGUAUUGGUAGUAUUGCUGAUGAGGCACACCUUCAAAAGAUUGCCACAGAAUGCAAGCAACUGUACUACUCAAUAGAAACUCAACACACAAACUAUACUGAAAGGCUGAGUCUAACUAUAGUCAAGGAACAAGAUUCAAAUUAUCUAUGGAAAUCACAAACGAUAUCAACAGUAAUUGAAAUAAUAAUUAAAGUAUGUCCACCAGGUUUUACACAAAAUAAUAAUGACAGAAAAUGUAUCUGUACAGACUAUCUAACAUCCAAAGGAAUCACAUGUAACAUUGACGAGGAACGAUUGUACAAGACGUCCUCCAUGUGGGUUGGCAACUAUUCAGGGGAUGUUUUGGUGCAUCAAGUCUGUCCAUUUGAUUACUGUAAAAGCAACUUCACCAGAGUCAAUCCUUUCAACCAGCAAGACCAGUGUGACUUUAAUCGCAGUGAUGUACUGUGUGGAGCCUGUCGACCCGGGCUCAGUCUAGUCCUGGGUACGUCACUGUGUAAAGAAUGCUCAAAUAUCUACCUUCUCCUACUGAUACCAUUUGCACUUGCUGGAGUCGUUUUGGUUGUCCUGUUACUCAAAUGUAACCUCACUGUUUCCACGGGCACUAUUAACGGUCUCAUCUUCUACGUCAACAUCGUACAAGCCACGCAAACCGCUUUCUUUCCAGUUGCCACUGAUAACAAAUUCGUAAGCAUUCUCUUUGUCUUUGUUGCCUGGUUGAACUUUGACUUGGGCAUAGAAACAUGUUUCGUGAAUAAACUUAACACAUACUAUCGUACAUGGCUCCAAUUUAUAUUCCCUCUGUACAUUUGGACAAUAGUCGGCCUGCUAAUCUUGAUCAGCCGCUACUCUAUCAAAGUCUCUAAAUGGACAGGCUCAAACACAGUAUCAGUUCUAGCUACACUCUUCCUACUAUCCUACGCUAAACUAUUGAGGACUACAUUUAAUACCUUUUCAUCGACUGCCCUCACAGAUGUCAACGGUAUGCCCACCUCCCUUUGGCUGCUCGACGGUCAGUACACAUUCUUAGAGUGGCCUCACAGCAUGCUCUUCACAGCUGGCUUGGUCAUCCUACUAGUACACAUAUUACCAUUCACCGUCCUGUUAUUAACGGCACCCGUUCUCCAGCGAUACACACACUACAAACUACUGAAAUCGCUUAAGAAGUUAAUGCCUCUACUGGAUGCUUAUCAAGGUCCAUACAGAGUCAAGUUUCGCUAUUGGACUGGGCUGCUACUGCUUGCUAGGCUCGUUAUACUAACAGCUGUGUCUUUGAACAUAUCGGGAAAUCAAGCGGUCAAUUUGCUAGUAAUAAGCAUAAUACUGACUAUAUUAACGAUAAUACUGAUAGUAUUUGGCAUAAAACAGCUGUAUAGAAGCAAACUAUCAAAUUUUCUGGAGCUAUUCUUUCUGGCAAACCUUCUGAUACUAACUGUAACAUCACUGUUUUUACAGUCAAACCAGACUGAUAAAAUCAACAGACAGAGCAUAACAGUCUGCUGUACAGUGGGCAGUGCAUUCGCUGUAUGUGUACUCAUCUUAGUCUAUCACUGCUACGUUGUAUGCCAGAGAAUAGACGCGAUCAAGAGGCUAACAUUGAGAGUCGCUUCAUCUCUAAAAGGGCCACAGAAUCGAGUACUAACUAACAAUGACAUCAUCAGUGGCCCCCCGCAUAGCACACCCCCCACAGUCACAGAGAUUGAUUUGAGGGAACUGUUACUAGAGAAUACCUGCUCAGACUCAUAAAUGUAUGCCAUUAACUUACGUAACAGUUUUGCACAGCUAGAUGACACAGAACAAGUUUCCAAGAGAAGUGUAUGAUUAACUAUCAUGCUAGGCCUAGGGGAGUUAGCACAUAAUUAUUAAGUUGAAUAAUUUAUAUACAUGACCAUUGUAUACAUGUCACGUAUAUAACUAUUAUAGCUGACAUCCCUCAAAGAAUGAUCAGGCUAUAUAGUAUAAUUAUGAAAACAGUUAUACACACAUCAAAUACAAAGAUAUCGUGGAUCAAUAACAAUUCGUAGCAUUUUGGGAAUGAGGUGAGUAUGAAAAUUGACAAUUCAUGUGACUCUGAUGAGAAGGUGCAUUGUAUUUACAUCCCAGGCAGCAUAAAACAUGAAAAUUUUGUAGGCAGUACUAGAAUGUUUUGCGAGCAUUAAACAUUUGCGAACUUUGCGAUGGUGGAUCAAUUCGCAACAAUAAAAUCCGCAAAACCUUUACUAGUAAAUAGACACGAUCCUUGCCUGAACGCAAUAGCUAGAUCGCAAAGUCAAAUUUUCUGCUGAUUUGGCUCAUUCGCUAUAAGGUUUUUCACUAACAAAAUAUCUAGUAGUGCUGAUCGUAUCAAUCAAAAGCAGUCAGGUGACCAUGCUCCACACUGAAGUGUACUUUUUACUUUUUUAGCAAUACAAACAUUGAAUGAAUGUUUUAA
Messenger RNA from Halichondria panicea, 4645 nucleotides. RefSeq lists its product as uncharacterized. The coding region runs from base 319 to 3960 and encodes 1213 amino acids. The record is from RefSeq and is a predicted model, not a curated record. Lineage: Eukaryota; Metazoa; Porifera; Demospongiae; Suberitida; Halichondriidae. The transcript has a single exon.